UUUUUUCAGCCGGCUGCUUGGCACUUUUCUCUGGGUUCUUGUGCCUCGUGGUUCACUCAACGCACUGUUUUUUCUGUGCAAGUGCUCUCCUCCAGGUGCGGGAGUGUUUCUUCCUCUCAGUCUUUUUAUGCAGAGAUGUGCAGGCACCGGAGUACAGUCCGUGUGUCUUAAUCGCUCCUUGAAUGUGAAGGCGUGUGCAGUUUCUUUCCUCGUUUUCUCUCUUCUUGUCUCCAGUUUUGUUCCAGAAAAACGACCUCCGUGGAACCCUGAGACCUAAAUACCCCAAUCUACGUCCUGGAACCCCUUGCCAGCGUCGCCUUCUGUCUUCCGUUCUUCGCCUUUUCGUUUUCUGUCCUGUUGCUCUCUCGUUUUUCUCCCGUGCUCCUUCUUCUCUGCCUGUUGUUCGCGUUUCUCAUUCUUCUUUGUCUCUGUUUCACAUCGCAGAGAGCGCCCGUUCGGUCUGGGCGUGGCAACGGCGUGUCUUGUGUUGUUCGUCGCGCCUUUGUUUAAGCUCGAGCAGCCAGCAACCUUUCAGUUUCGACCGCGUGCGUUUAGACGGAAAUCAACAUGGCCAGGCGCUACGAUUCCAGAACCACAACCUUCUCGCCGGAGGGGCGUCUCUACCAAGUGGAGUACGCGUUAGAGGCAAUUAACAAUGCGUCUUCAACUCUCGGAAUUCUCGCGACCGACGGAGUCGUCCUCGCAGCAGACAAAAUGGUCACUUCCAAGCUGCUGGAUCAGGGCAGAACGAAGGAAAAGAUCUACAAGGUCGACGACCACGUCAUGUGCGCCGUUGCCGGCCUCACGGCAGAUGCAAACAUUUUGAUUAACCAAGCGCGCCUCACUGGACAGCGCUACCUCUACGCGUACGACGAGCCUCAACCCAUUGAGCAACUCGUGCUCCAAAUCUGCGACGUCAAACAGUCGUACACUCAGUUCGGUGGACUGCGUCCAUUCGGAGUCAGCUUUUUGUUUGCGGGGUGGGAUCGACACUACGGCUUUCAACUCUACCACACAGACCCCUCUGGAAACUACUCUGGAUGGAAAGCGACGGCGAUUGGAGUAAACAGCCAGUCGGCGCAGUCGAUUCUGAAACAGGAGUGGAAAGAGGACCUAGAUGUCGACGGAGCUUUGCUGUUGGCGGCGAAAGUGCUCAACAAGACAAUGGACACGGCAGCGCCAACUGCAGACAAACUGGAGAUUGCGAUUGUGAGGAAAGACCCGGCUGACGAUUCGCGUUUGAUUCAGCGCCUCCUCUCAAACGAAGAGGUUACGGCUCUCAUCAAAAAGGCGCAAGAGCUCCAGGCUGAAGAACAGGCUCCGUAAAAAUGAGACGGACCACUGAAGCCAAUGGUCAUUCACCGUCAUAUGUGACGGGGGGGUUCUGCUGCACUUGUGCCGUCGUACGCAAAGUGUUAGAAAAAGACAAUCGAUCAAGUGCGUGGGUGUGUCGUUUGUGGGAUGGUGGUGAAGCUACCAGUGAGUGUCGUGUAGAAAAACGAGUUCUGUCUGAAAAGAAAAACGUUCGAGUUUUACGAACAAACAGUAGAAUUCGGGGAAACGGGGGUCACAAGAGCUGCCUUCUAUUUCGCCGGCCCAGAAAAAGUCACACCUCGGGUCGCAACAUCGUAGAUUCCCGUACACGAGAGAAUCUGCUUUUUCUCCCUUUCCAAAGUAUAGGAAGUGCCUUCGACUCAGGGACACAGCGUCAGAGGCUCGUUGACAGGAACAAAUCUGCUGUUGCUUUCGCAAAACAUAAAUGUGCCUUUAGCCAGACCGUGCUGUUGUUUGAAGCUGGCGAAUCCGCGGCUGGAAACAAAAGUGCAGCCGGAAAAGAAGUGGAGGACUGCCACGAAUGUAGGCGAACGAAUGUGCGAUGUAGGAACGUCACAUCGUCGGUGCUUUGGAGGUGCACUAAAA
Molecule: messenger RNA, 1920 nt
Organism: Toxoplasma gondii ME49
Lineage: Eukaryota; Apicomplexa; Conoidasida; Eucoccidiorida; Sarcocystidae
Product: proteasome subunit alpha type, putative
Exons: 4
Coding region: 568-1326 (252 amino acids)
Biological process (GO): ubiquitin-dependent protein catabolic process
Cellular component (GO): proteasome core complex; nucleus; proteasome core complex, alpha-subunit complex
Source: RefSeq, a predicted model, not a curated record